This is a messenger RNA of Anopheles maculipalpis, 948 nucleotides long. Its product is annotated as RING finger protein 141-like. Gene Ontology annotation, molecular function: ubiquitin-protein transferase activity. The transcript has 2 exons. NCBI's taxonomy places the organism in Eukaryota, Metazoa, Arthropoda, Insecta, Diptera, Culicidae. The record is from RefSeq and is a predicted model, not a curated record. Gene Ontology annotation, biological process: protein autoubiquitination. Bases 15 to 944 code for a protein of 309 amino acids.
CCCCGAAACCGGAAAUGGGCAGCCAGGCGUCUAGUAUUUCGCAGAAAAUUUUGCCAGCCGAUACGGUCGAUUCGCUACAGUUUGAGAUCAAGAAGCAGGUACACAUAUUCUCCGAAAUCAACAAUCUCGCCUACGAAGACUUCCAGAAGUGUCUCGCCGAUCUGAACCGGCUGUCACGGAAAUGUCUCGACCCGAACGGGAAGCAGCUGGUGUUUGCGGUCAAGAAGGGUUCCGACAAUUCCAUCCUCUGGAAGCGCACCGUCCGUAUCGCGUGCGUCAAGAUUGAUCCGGCUACGAAAAAGAUCGACUGCUUCAAGCUGCUGACGCUGCAACAGUUUCUGCAGGUGUUCCGCACAUUCCAGACGAACCUGCACGCGAUGGUGACGGUCGAAAGCCAGCGAAUACAUAGUCCCGGCUCGAGUCCGUCCCGUUCGAGCGGUAGCGGCGAUACGGACAUUCCCCCGUCCAAGCGGAACGACGUCGCAACCGACCGGCCGGGCCCUAGCGCGACCCCGACAAAGCAACCGGACAUCUCACCAGCUCCGCUGUCCGCGUCCUCUUCCUCCUCCGGGUUUGUCUUUCCCGACUGUACGACCGCCUCGAUACUGAUGGCACAGGUCGACUCGAUUGCCGGCCAGCCCGAACCGGACGGUGACCAUCCGGACGAGUGUUGCAUCUGUUUGGAGCGCAAACCGGAAGUGUCGCUACCGUGUGCGCACAGCUACUGUAUGCCGUGCAUCGAGCAGUGGAACAUCCAUCAGAAAACGUGCCCAAUCUGUGACGAGGUGCUGGCCAGCACCGACGAUACCUGGGUACUGUCCGAGAUGCCCGAAGCGAACGAGGUGAGCGAAGAGAUAUGUGCCACACUGCUGAAGCUGUCGAUCGAGGCAAACGGAGAGGAAGAGGGUGAUAAAAACUGGUUGCGCCGGAUGUUGGAUUUGUGAUUUG